AGCUGAGCUGGGAUGGAGCAUGACUCACACACCCCCUGGGAAUUCAAUGGCUCCUUCCAUCAGCCUUCAGCUUUCCUCAUGAUGGGCAUCCCGGGCCUGGAGGCCCUCCACCCCUGGAUCUCCAUCCCCUUCUGUGCCCUGUACCUCUCUGCUCUGCUGGGGAACUGCGUGAUCCUGUUCAUCAUCAGGAGGACCCCGCGCCUGCACGAGCCCAUGUACUAUUUCCUGUGCAUGCUGGCCCUCACGGACCUGGGGCUGGCCCUGUGCACCCUGCCCACCACGCUGGGCCUCUUCUGGUUCGGCGCGCGCCGCAUCGGCUUCGACGCCUGCCUCGCGCAGAUGUACUUCAUCCACAUCCUGUCCUUCAUCGAGUCCUCCGUGCUGCUGGCCAUGGCCUUCGACCGCUUCAUGGCCAUCUCGCACCCGCUGCGGCACGCGGCCAUCCUCACCAGGAGCACCGUGCUCAAGAUAGGCCUGGCCAUCGUGCUCAGGGGUGUGCUCUCGCUGCUGCCCAUCCCCUUCCUGCUCCGGAGGCUGACCUACUGCGGCAGGACCGAGCUGUCCCACUCCUUCUGCUUCCACCCCGACAUCAUGAACCUGGCCUGCGCCGACAUCAAGGUCAACGUCUUCUACGGCAUGAUCGUCCUCCUGUCCACCGUGGGCACGGACUUCAUCUUCAUCGUGCUCUCCUACAUCCUCAUCAUCAGGACCGUGCUCAGCCUCACCACCAGGGAGGAGUGCCUGAAGGCCCUGAACACCUGCGUGUCCCACAUCUGUGCUGUGCUCGUGUUCUUCAUCCCCAUGAUCGGGCUGUCCAUGAUCCAUCGCUUCGGGAAGAACGUCCCUCCCCUGGUGAACACCUUGGUGGCCUACACCUACCUCGUCAUCCCCCCUGCCCUCAACCCCGUCAUCUACAGCAUCAAAUCCACCCACAUCCGGGAGGCCCUGCUCAGGGCCCUGUGCAGGAAGCGGGGCUCUCACUGGUAGCUUCCUCCUCCAGAGCUUCUGCCAGGAGGUGCUGAUGGACUGGGCUGUG
This is a messenger RNA of Zonotrichia leucophrys gambelii, 1036 nucleotides long. RefSeq names its product olfactory receptor 51G2-like. The transcript has a single exon. Gene Ontology annotation, cellular component: plasma membrane. Gene Ontology annotation, biological process: G protein-coupled receptor signaling pathway. The record is from RefSeq and is a predicted model, not a curated record. The coding region runs from base 13 to 987 and encodes 324 amino acids. Gene Ontology annotation, molecular function: G protein-coupled receptor activity; olfactory receptor activity. NCBI's taxonomy places the organism in Eukaryota, Metazoa, Chordata, Aves, Passeriformes, Passerellidae.